This is a messenger RNA of Harmonia axyridis, 845 nucleotides long. Its product is annotated as iron-sulfur cluster assembly 2 homolog, mitochondrial. Gene Ontology annotation, biological process: iron-sulfur cluster assembly. NCBI's taxonomy places the organism in Eukaryota, Metazoa, Arthropoda, Insecta, Coleoptera, Coccinellidae. Gene Ontology annotation, molecular function: 2 iron, 2 sulfur cluster binding; 4 iron, 4 sulfur cluster binding; iron ion binding. Bases 56 to 490 code for a protein of 144 amino acids. The transcript is spliced from 2 exons. The record is from RefSeq and is a predicted model, not a curated record. Gene Ontology annotation, cellular component: mitochondrion.
UGUUGGUAACCUUUGCUGUCUUUACAUUUAACCUAAAUUCGAAAAUUAAAUAAAUAUGUUUUCUUCUAAAGCAAUUUUUAAAAUUCUCCGGAUCUCUGCUAUGCCUAAAAACUAUUCAAAUAUCACCAAUAAAGUUAUUAAACCACUUGAAAAUAUCGAAGCAGAUCUAAAAAUUACAGAUACGUGUGUUAAUCGUCUGAGAAAUAUUACAAAAGAUUCUACCGAAUUUUUGAGAAUAUCAGUCGAAGGUGGUGGAUGUUCAGGAUUUCAAUAUAAAUUUGACUUAGAUAAAAAUUUAUCUGAAAAUGAUAAAGUAUUCCAGAAAGACGGAGUGAAAAUUGUGAUCGAUGAAGUGUCUUUGGGGUUUGUGAAAGGAGCCACUGUUGAUUACAAAGAGGAACUGAUUAGAGCAUCUUUUAAGAUAACUAAUAAUCCUCUUGCAGAGCAGGGUUGUUCUUGUGGAUCAUCAUUUGCUGUGAGACUUGAUUGAUUGAUAACUGUUCAAAGAGCACUUCUAAACUGAUCAGAGUAUAUUAAUAUUUGAGUCAUCUAUAGUAGCGUUCUUUCAAACUAAUCUGAGAUUACUUCAACACAUCUGAUCCAAACUAAUCUAAGUCAACUACCUUGCGAGCUAAGUUAGUUUGUAUAAGAAAGAUGAGGUGUUGUAAUGGAAGUGGGGGAACUACUCUCAACUAUAAAAAAUGAAAGAAAGUCGACAUAUAAGUUUAACUUGGUCCGGAAGAACACUACUUAUGUUUGUUACAUCUUAUUUAAAAUUGUAAUGGCUCUUGAAACAGAUGAAUUAUUGUGUAGAUAUUUUUGUAAAUAAAUUUUGUUAGACUGUU